AUGGGAGGAGGGGUAAUCGUUGUGGGUUGGUUUUCCCAAGUUCAGUUCUGCACAGGACGUCUCUGCAGACCAGGACGAGCGGCGCUAGCCUACGUGAUCGUUCCGGCUCUUUGUUCACAUCCAAGCCGUAUCCUACCAGGAUGGUGGGGUUCAAGGAGGCAUCAACACUUGUGAUAAAUGGGAAGACCUAUUCAGUUCCAGACAGUCUGCCGGCCAAUACUACCCUCAAUGAGUUCAUCAGAAACCACGCGCACCUCAAGGGCACCAAAAGCAUGUGUCUGGAGGGCGGCUGUGGAGCAUGCAUCGUCACGGCUACAUACAGACACCCGGAUACUGGCAAAGAAUUGCAGCACGCUGUUAACUCGUGUCUGGUGCCAGUGUUUGCAUGUAGAGGAUGGAAAAUCACCACAGUGGAGGGUAUUGGCAGCAAGACAAAGGGAUACAAUGAUGUUCAGGCUCGCCUGGCCAAGGGCAAUGGCUCGCAAUGUGGCUAUUGUAGCGUGGGAAUGGUUAUGAACAUGUACAGUCUCAUGAAAACAAAACCCGAGCUCACAAUGAAAGAAAUAGAGAAUUCAUUUGGAGGAAAUCUCUGUCGUUGCACAGGCUACCGUCCUAUUCUUGACUCCUUCAAGUCGUUUGCCAAGGAUGCCCCCAAAUGGCUUGUUGACAAGUGUGCUGAUAUUGAGGACCUGAUAACCAUCUGUCCCGUGAAGAAGAAGCCGUGUGUGAGGAACGGGUCCUGUAAUGGGGAGAGCUGUGAGGACACAGAGGUGGUGGACGUAUGUGACGUCUCUCUAAGCAAGAUCACCCUACAGGAUGGCAACAACUGGUACCAUGUCAGUGAGAAGAAGGAGAUAUUUGAGAUACUGGAUAUGUGUGGUGACUCUGACUACAUGUUAGUUGGAGGCAACACAGCUCAUGGUGUGUACCGUACCAAGUAUCCCCUGGCUCACUACAUCAAUAUCAAUAACGUGGCACAGCUACACUCUAUCGUGGAGGCAGGUGGCACCAUCGUUCUGGGAGCCAACAACACGCUUACCACCACCAUGGAGUACUUCUACUCCAAGAGUCAGCAGGAGCCUCAGCAGUUCGGCUACUUGAAGGAGCUUGCUGAUCACAUAGACCUCAUCGCCAAUGUUCCUGUCAGAAAUGUUGGUACCCUGGCUGGCAAUCUGUCUAUCAAGAACCAGUACAAGGAGUUUCCUUCCGACUUGUUCCUCAUGUUGGAGACAGUGGGAGCUUCAAUAGUUGUAGAGGACGUGAUGCAACAGGAGUCAGUGAUGUCACCAGAGGAGUAUCGUGACUUUGACAUGACCAAGAAGCUAAUAACGAAAAUCAUUAUGCCUUCGCUUGAUAGCAACCAUUACGUCUGUAGAACAUUUAAGAUAACACCAAGAGCACAGAAUGCCCAUGCGCAUGUAAAUGCUGGGUUUCUUUUCAAAGUGGACAAAAAAGAUAAAUUCAAAGUUCUGGAAAGACCAAACAUUGUAUUUGGUGGAAUCAGUCCUAGCUUUGUACAUGCUUCGGCUGCAGAACAAGAGGCAGUGGGGAAGCAACUCCUGAAUGCUGAAACUCUCAAGUCGGUAUUGAAUAAGUUACAGUCAGAGCUACAUCCUGAUCAUGUGAAGCCAGACCCAAGUCCAGAGUACAGGAAGGGGUUGGCAUGCUCUCUGUUCUACAAGUUUGUGCUCGGGCUGUCCCCGGAGAGUGUAGACGUGACGCUACGCAGUGGAGGAGAAGACCUGACAAGACCACUUUCAUCUGGCCGACAGGAGAUCAGCACAGAUAACACUAUUUGGCCCGUCAGCAAGCCCAUUCCUAAGAUAGAGGCCCUCGCUCAGUGCUCAGGAGAAGCAGAGUACGUGAAUGAUUUUGCCAACCAACCAAAUGAGGUGUACGGAGCGUUCAUCGUGGCGACAAAGGGCCCAUGUGAUUCGUUCACUCUAGACGCUUCGGAAGCAUUGAGCCUACCAGGGGUACAUGCACUUCUCACAGCCAAGGAUAUUCCAGGCACUAACUCCUUUCAAAACGAUGCUGAGCCUGAAGUGAUUUUUGCUGACAAGAAAGUGCCAUGUGCUGGCACGCCCUUGGGUGCAAUAUUUGCAGACACAAACGCACUUGCGCACCGUGCAGCUCAGUUGGUGAAGGUCACUUAUCAGGGAGUUCAGAGCCCUCAAAUCAAUGUGAAGAAGAUUGUGAACUCUAAGGAUCAUUCAAGGUUGUGGCUGGCCGUCAAGAAAGAAGCAAGCACAGUUAAACCGGAUGUAAAGCAUGAGAUCCAGGGAUCCCACUGGUUCCCUACCCAGUACCACUUUACCAUGGAGACUCAGACAUGUUACAGUGAGCCAACAGAGGAUGGAUUGAAUGUGCAUGCUUCCACACAGUGUCCAGGAGUGCUUCAUGAUAUUAUAGCAGCUGCAUUAAAGGUUCCUAUUAACAGUGUGAACAUGUCCGUACGCCGAUGUGGAGGAGGCUAUGGUAGCAAGCUGGGCAAGUCUGGUAUAGUUACUCUCUCUUGUGCUGUAUCAGCCUACGUUCUACAGCGCCCUGUUCGCUUUGUUAUGACUAUCGAAGAGAAUAUGGAGAUUGUUGGCAAGCGGGCUGGAUGUCUCUUCAACUACUUGGUUGGUGUGGAUGACAAUGGAGUCAUCCAAAAGAUGCACAUUGACUACUACCAGGAUGAUGGAGCAACCAAGAAUGAUUCCAUUGCAGGGUACACACUCCACUAUUUGAGUAACCUAUAUGAUGACUCCACAUGGAGCGUCAACGGUUACGGAGUUAAGACUGACUUACCUAGUCAGACAUGGUGUAGAUCACCAGGAUCAACUGAAGCUAUCUCAGCUAUCGAAACCAUCAUGGAACACAUAGCUCAAGCUCUGAAGAAAGAUCCAACAGAAGUUAAGUUGGCAAACAAACGGCAAGUUGAUUCCCCAUUACCAGCUUUGGUAGAUGACUUGAAGAGGUCAGCUGAUUACGAGAAGAGGGUCAGAGAUAUCCAGCAGUUCAAUCAGACGAAUCGGUGGAAGAAACGUGGCAUCUCAUUAGUACCCAUGGACUAUCCGUUCUCCUAUUUUGGCAACUACCAUUCCAUGGUAUCUGUGUAUGGAGGGGAUGGUACUGUCUCAAUCAGCCACGGAUGCAUUGAGAUGGGUCAAGGACUUAAUACAAAGGUAGCACAGGUGUGCGCAUACAUUUUGGGAAUAGAUGUAGAGGAUGUCAGUGUCAAGCCGUAUUACUCUCUGAUAUCUCCCAAUGUUGCACCAACUGGUGGCAGCAGUGGCAGUGAGUCUGCCGCGUAUGCCACAAAGAUAGCCUGUGAAGAAAUUGUAAAGAGACUAGAACCACUUAAGAAAGAGAAUCCUAAUGCUACUUGGAAGGAAUUAGUUGCCAAAGCCAAGGCCAACCAAAUCAACUUGAAUGCUACUCACAUGUUUACUCCUCGAGAUGAUGUCAAGAAUUACCACAUUUAUGGAGUAUCUGCAAUUGAAGUAGAGAUUGAUAUCUUGACAGGACAACAUCAGAUCCUGCGUGCUGACAUCCUGGAGGAUACGGGUAUCAGCCUGAGCCCUGAAGUGGACGUGGGCCAGAUUGAGGGGGCCUACGUGAUGGGGCUCGCUCUAUUUACCAUUGAAGACUUGAUCUACGAUGACCAGACCGGUAGACUACUCACAAACCACACCUGGAACUACAAAGUACCUGGUGCCAAGGACAUCCCGAUAGAUUUCAGAGUCGAAAUGAGGAAAAAUGCACCAAACCCUGUGGGCGUGCUUAAAUCUAAAGCCACUGGAGAACCUCCUCUCUGUAUGAGUAUAGGAGUGGUGUUUGCGUUACGCAGAGCCCUUGAAUCUGCGCGUGCAGACGCUGGCCUUUCGGAUGAUCACUUUGACAUUGAACUGCCCCUAUCUGCGGAGAAGCUGUGGAUGUAUAGUGGAACCUCAGUGGACGGCAUGCAUCUCUAAGUCGGGUUGGCCUGACAUCUCCACGCUCCUGGGAAUAUUUAUACACUACAGGAGUGUGAGGGAUCACUGUCUAUUUGAAUAUCAAUAACAUACAGGAACAAUAUUCAGAAUGCUGUUAAUUUAUGUGAUAUUUUUGUUGUUUAAACAUAUUCCUGUAGACUUGUAUAUUAGUGAAAAUGAAUUUGAUCAUCCAAUGCAAUAGAAUUCAUAAAUGUACAUAAUCAAACUUGAAGGAAUGUUAUGUUACUGCAAAGAAAAGUUGAAUAAUGUUCUGUAGGCUAUCAAUUAUAUGUAUUGAUUACGUUUGUUUCAGAAAUAAGCUGCUUAAAAAGUGACAACAAAUAUGCUAAGCAUAGAUAAUUUAUUGUUGGUUCGAUAGAAUUUGUUUCUGUAACACUAAGUUGGUAAAUACAACAUGUUAUUAAAGAAUUCCUAUUAUUAACGGUUACAUUAAUUUUAUAAUUUUCCUUUUAAUAUUAGAGUCCAGUUUAGAAUGAAACAACAAUAAUACAAAUUUGGUUUGAGUAUUUUGGUUCUGGCAUUUAAAGAAUGUGAUUAAUAUAUUGAUAAUUGGUUUAUCAAAUGUGUGAUUCUUAGUAUUAAUCAUCAGUAGGUGUGAAAUUACCUUUACCCUAUAUUGAUUUACCGUUCAAAUAAUAUUGAUCAUUAAUUAAUCUUAAAUAUAGAUAUAAUAAUUUGUACAGAAUUAUAUUUUAUUUGUUUUAUAAAUAUUUUAUCGUACUUAUAAAAGUCUUAAUAUUUGACUAAAGACACAAUAAUUAUUAAAUGUAAAGCAGUAUUGAAAGUAAGUGAGUAGGACAGCAGAAAGAAAGUCUGCUGACAAUGCAGAGUCAGCACCUGUGUGUUCUGGAAACCAGUCUAGAUCAGGCCUCAGACUCUGUAACAUGCGAUUAUCUGUAACUAUUAUAAUACUUUUUCUAAAUUUCUUUAACAAUGUAGUUUUAUAUAAUCUUUUAAUUAGAAGUGUUCUCCUACUUAUACAUUUAUAGUUGUACAUUUUUCUAAAUCAAUCAGUAGAAUAAACAGUGAUUUUGAAAUUUCAACUUUGGUGCCAAAAUUUAUUUCUUUUCCGGAAUCAUCCGGUGGUAGCAGUGGUAUCUACCAUAUUUCAAAUAUUCACUCUUGGACACGUUGCAAAUUUGGACUGAGGAGGGCCUGACCAUUCAGGAAUCAUUGAGUAUAAUAUAGAUCCCACGGCUGCUCCAAAUGAUCAAUAUUAUUUGAACUAUAAAUCAAUAUUAGUACAGGUUGUUACAGGUAUGUUUUCUAAUUUGUUAUGUUUUUAUUUCAGCUCAAAGUCCUUUACUAAUGCUUAGGUAUAUUGUUUCCUUAAUAAAAGCUAUUCACUAGUUACUUUUUAUUGUUUUGGUGCUAGGGUUAUCACAUUAUCUAAGCGAUAGUAACAUUCAAGUUAGUUUCUAAAUAGUAUUACGCAACUAAUUUUUCAUGAGCUUUUUAUUAUUUGAGUUUGUUUUAUUAAUAUUGUUUGGAGGGGUUUUGUAGUUUAUCUUAUAAUAUACAAUGCUCAAACAUAAUAACUAAUCCGAAAAUGCAUACUUUUGCUAAUUUUUACAUUUUAUGAAUGUGUUAAUAAAAGAAGAAAUGUU
This is a messenger RNA of Homalodisca vitripennis (glassy-winged sharpshooter), 5587 nucleotides long. Its product is annotated as xanthine dehydrogenase-like. Bases 141 to 3959 code for a protein of 1272 amino acids. The record is from RefSeq and is a predicted model, not a curated record. NCBI's taxonomy places the organism in Eukaryota, Metazoa, Arthropoda, Insecta, Hemiptera, Cicadellidae. Gene Ontology annotation, molecular function: 2 iron, 2 sulfur cluster binding; FAD binding; iron ion binding. The transcript has 27 exons.